This is a messenger RNA of Dreissena polymorpha, 2312 nucleotides long. RefSeq names its product spidroin-2-like. Bases 35 to 1591 code for a protein of 518 amino acids. The transcript is spliced from 2 exons. The record is from RefSeq and is a predicted model, not a curated record. NCBI's taxonomy places the organism in Eukaryota, Metazoa, Mollusca, Bivalvia, Myida, Dreissenidae.
CGCUGUCUUGACACUGGAACGCAAUUUACGUAAAAUGAAAGUGCCCAUAUGCUUGCUUUUGGCGUCCUGCGCUGUACUAGCGCAGCCACCACCGCCGCCACCAUCACAAGGUCCAGCCGCACCGAACCCGAACGCCGGUGCACCUCCCGGUGGAUCCCAAGGAGGCCCGGGCGGACAACUUCCGGAUGCGAAUCCAUGGCACGAGCUCUUGCACAAAAUGAUGACUUUGAUGCAGACAGCAGCGGUCGUGGAUGGUCAGGCGGGUGGACCGGGUCAACCCCAACAAGGCGGACCACAACAGGGAGGAGGCGGACAGGCACAAGGACCACCGCCGAGUGGUAGCCCGAGUCCCUCUCCUUCUUCCCAACCCGAUCCGUCACAACAGUGGGGUACACAGGCGCCCGACCAGGGCUAUCCCCAACAAGGACCACAGGGACAAGCAGGACAACAAGGCCCGGGUCCUCAGAGACCACAGCAACAGGCGCCCGAACAGAGUGGUCCACAACAAGGGCCACAGAGGCCACUAGGGCAGCAAGGGAUGGGUCCACAAGGGCAGCAAGGGAUGGGUCCACAGGGGCAGCAAGGGAUGGGUCCACAGAGGCAGCAAGGGAUGGGUCCACAGGGACAGCAAGGGGUGGGUCCACAGAGACAACAAGGGCAACAAGGAAAUGGCUUCCAACAAGGACCUGGUUUCCAACAGGGACCUGGUUCCCAGCAGCAACCACGCAAUCAGCAAACGAUGAGACCGACGCCACCACCAACUCGGGCACCACCAGCGCCCGUGAUACAGGACUGUUUCUGGGAAGGCAAAUUUUACAAACCAGGAAGUGACAUUGUUAGGGGUCAGCACGACACAUGGUGCUACGUAACAUAUUGCGACUCUAUGGGAAAUAUUCAGUUCUGGGAUGAUUUUGAAUGUCCCCUAAACUCCAUGAAACCAACUAGCGGUCACAGUUCAGGACGAGGGCCCGGUGCACCCCAGCCAGGUUGUAUGGUGGACAACAUGUAUUAUGAGCUUGGGCAGGAAAUAACAAAUCACCAAGUAGGUGAACGAUGCUACGGAACGUAUUGCAAUAACGAAGCGCAAGUCAUUCAGUGGGAAGAAUGGUGCGCCGCUCAGGCGCCGCCUACAAGUCAAGGACCACCACCACCAAACGCUGCUCCACAGCCUGUUCCAGCCGGAGCACCUAAACCGGGACCUGGCGCAAAGCAAGGCCCGCCAAAGGGAAAGCAAGGCCCGGGACCUCAAAUGCAAGGCCCGCCACCUGCUGCCGGAGCUGGCGCAGCUAGAGGCGGUCCCGGACCAGGAGCCGGUAGACAAGAAAGGCCCGUCGCUCCUGCCGCCGCAGGUGGUCUUGGAGGGGCCGGCGGUGGAAGAGCUAUGGGUCCAAAGCAAGGCUGCUACCACAAUAAUCUAUAUUAUCAACCCAACGAAGACGUAAUUGUUGGUAACAUUGGAGAUAUGUGUUACGGAUAUUACUGUGAAGGUGACAAUGUUUUCGUCCACUGGGAGGACAGGUGUAGUGCAGGCCAGCAGGCGGCUCAGCCGGCGACGAUGCCGUCGGUAUCCGGCGGACUUGGUUGGUUCUAAAAAGUUAUUUAUACAUAUAUAUUUUCUUUAUAGAAGGAUUCCAGUUUCAGUUUAAAUGUACUACUUAGCGAAUUUUCGAAUUUAUUCAAAUUUUCUUAUUAAGUCCGACAGUUAUGCAUUUUAAAAAUGGUUUUGGUAUAAUGUUUAAUCGGUAUAUCGACGGUAUUAUUUGGUCAUAUUCUUUUCAAUACUACCUAUGUUAAUUUUGCUCUUACCGAAUAAUAUUAGAAAAUUUACGAGCUCGAGUGGCUUAAUGCAUUCGCACCUUACUUCCGUCUUUCGGUGAUUUCACAGUUAUAGAACACUUCUAAACGAAGCAAAACUGUCUGAAUCAUGAUAAAAGAUUUGUCGGAUGAUAUGGGUUGUUUCUUUCUAAGUCGUCUGCAAAAAUAUAUAGUAAAGUGCAUUUGUCGUGACGACAACAUCAAUGUUGUUAAUAAAUAUAAAGACAAAAUAUUGGAGGAACAAUCAAUAUAGUUUACAUAUUUUUAAUGCAAAAUUCACCGUCGAUAUACCGCAUUUUUAUAAGAUGUGUCUUAUGAUUUAUUAUAAACAUUUAAGUAAGGUUUACGAUACACAUAAGCUAUGCAUGUUAUGUUGAAUGCCUGCGCAUGUUAUAUGUCAUGUCAUUUAUAAUUUAAAGCUACUUGUUCAUAAUGUUUGCCUCUAAUUACUCUUAUCCUUGUGGCAUGGAUCUUUUUUAAUAAACAUGCAAACCUUU